GGACGCUGGGGCCACAUCAGGCCGGGGCUGGAUGCGGCGCCCGCUUGGCGCGGGUGGACGGCGGAGGCCGGGACCGACUUGGGUCUGGAUCGGACGUCCAGCGAGACGUCGGAGACCUGGAGGUCGGAUGGCUGGCGAGCCGUCGGCGGAGCCGCUGGGGACUGCGACAGGCGCGACCGGGGAGACGAGAAGUAUAUCCCCAAGUGGGAUGGCAAGUCUGUGCCACUCCGCACCUACGAGCGCCAGAUGAGGCUCAAACGGGAUGCCGAGGCAAAGACGGAAAAUAUCCACCCCGAGGCCCUCGCGGUGCCCGACGGCGCCCAGGUGCUCUUGCGCUACCUGCACACCAAGUACGACCAGCAAGAAACGCGGAAGGUCGGCACGCUGGUGGAUGAGUUCGCGGAGAAGCCCGCGCGCAACGUCGGCGAGCUGGCGCUGGACUUCGAGACGCGCUACGAGACAAAGAUCCGCGAGCUGGAGGAGGCCAUGGACGAGCCUCUGAACAAGCACCUGAUGGCGCAGUACUUCUUGAAGAAGUUGCGUGUGGAAGGCGACGAGGAGAGCCAAAUCAUCACGGGCGCCGGCAACGAGCUGGUCUACGAGAAGUUGCCGGACUCCGCCAAGGCACGCCGGCCCCGCGCGUCGACGCCGAGAAAGACGUCGACCCUGCAGCCGAGCGCGGGCGGCGGAGGCGGAGCUCACCGGGAGCACCUGAACCGGAACCGUCGACGGCGAGGUCGCGGCGGGGGUCGCGCCGCACACGCGGCGCGCGGCGGCCAGAAGGAUGACCCUGACAAAGCCGCCGACGACGACGGCGAGUGGCCCGAAGACGCAGAGCGCGACGAGGAGAUGGACUCCGAGGGCGAUCUGGGAGCGGAAAAGGCGGCUGAGCACGAACAUGUUCUCGAGGAGUUGCUGGCCUUCUUGACGGACAUCACGGCGACGGUGACCCAUGCGAAGAAGGCCCGCGCCGAGGCGGAGAAGACGCGCGAGUUCUACCGCGGCGGCACGAAGGGAGGCAGCGCUGCAAACGCUGAGCGA
Molecule: messenger RNA, 1041 nt
Organism: Prorocentrum cordatum
Lineage: Eukaryota; Dinophyceae; Prorocentrales; Prorocentraceae
Source: the annotation of a GenBank genome assembly